CGUGUGGUCAGUGUCGCCUGAUCAGUCUAAAACGUAUAAUUUACCAUGCGUUGCCUCCUUCUGCCUGUCUGCCUGCUUGCCAUUGUGGUCCUGACUGCGGCCCAACUUUGUCCGUGCUCUAGGGAAUGGGAUCCUGUCUGCGGAUCGGAUUCUAAGACUUACUCCAACCCUUGCCUCCUCAAGUGCGCUGGGGCUUCCUUUGUCAAACACGGACCCUGCAAGUUGCUUAUAUAUAUGAGUGUUGGCACUUCUAAUACAUUCAGUCGCCUGAUCAGUCUAAAACGAAUACUAUAUAGUACCAUGCGUUGCCUCCUUCUGCCUGUCUGCCUGCUUGCCAUUAUGGUCCUGUCUGCGGCCCAUCGUUGUCCGUGCUCUCUGGUAUUGAGCCCUGUCUGCGGAUCGGAUUCUAUCACUUACCCCAAUCCUUGCGUCCUCACGUGCGCAAAUGUUACCAUGGCCAAACGCGGACCCUGCUAACAGGAAAAUAAAGAUACAAAAAAUCACAAAGUUUCCCAAUCGGAUAAUUUUGUUUAAUGUAAAAUAAAUUUAUUCGUUUUAA
Molecule: messenger RNA, 559 nt
Organism: Drosophila biarmipes
Lineage: Eukaryota; Metazoa; Arthropoda; Insecta; Diptera; Drosophilidae
Product: serine protease inhibitor dipetalogastin-like
Exons: 2
Coding region: 46-477 (143 amino acids)
Molecular function (GO): protein binding
Source: RefSeq, a predicted model, not a curated record